Molecule: messenger RNA, 8956 nt
Organism: Elgaria multicarinata webbii
Lineage: Eukaryota; Metazoa; Chordata; Lepidosauria; Squamata; Anguidae
Gene: UNC79
Product: unc-79 homolog, NALCN channel complex subunit
Exons: 52
Coding region: 105-8270 (2721 amino acids)
Molecular function (GO): protein binding
Source: RefSeq, a predicted model, not a curated record
AAGAGAACGCCACGCACCGCUAGCCGGGGAGGAGGAGCAAGAGGAGACCCGACGCCGUCAGCAUUGGGACCGACAAACGCUGCCUUCCCCGCAAGCCCGGCGUCAUGUCGACCAAAGCGGAGCAGUUCGCUUCCAAGAUCCGGUACUUGCAAGAAUACCAUAACCGUGUCCUUCACAACAUUUACCCCGUCCCCUCUGGAACUGACAUUGCAAACACUCUGAAAUAUUUUUCUCAGACAUUACUAAGCAUUUUGUCCCGCACAGGGAAGAAGGAGAAUCAAGAUGCCUCCAAUUUGACAGUGCCCAUGACCAUGUGUCUUUUUCCUGUGCCAUUCCCACUCACCCCAUCUCUAAGACCACAGGUCAGUUCCAUCAACCCUACUGUUACUCGCUCCCUCCUUUACAGCGUCCUGCGAGAUGCUCCCACUGAACGCGGCCAGCAAAGUCGUGAUGCUCAGUUAUCAGACUACCCAUCAUUGGACUAUCAAGGACUAUACGUGACAUUGGUGACUCUGCUGGAUCUAGUUCCUUUGCUACAACAUGGUCAACAUGAUCUGGGACAGUCCAUUUUUUACACAACCACGUGUUUGCUCCCUUUUCUCAACGAUGACAUCUUGAGUACUCUGCCGUAUACAAUGAUCUCCACGUUAGCCACUUUCCCACCAUUUCUGCACAAAGAUAUCAUAGAGUAUCUCAGCACCUCUUUCUUGCCCAUGGCUAUAUUGGGUUCUUCGAGAAGAGAAGGAGUACCUCCUCAUGUUAAUCUUUCUGCAUCUUCAAUGCUAAUGAUCGCAAUGCAGUAUACAACCAAUCCUGUGUACCAUUGUCAGUUACUGGAAUGCCUCAUGAAGUAUAAACAAGAAGUGUGGAAAGACCUGCUGUACGUAAUAGCAUAUGGCCCUUCUCAAGUAAAGCCACCCGCAGUACAAAUGCUUUUCCACUACUGGCCCAACUUAAAACCUCCUGGGGCAAUAAGUGAAUACCGAGGACUGCAAUACACAGCAUGGAAUCCCAUACACUGUCAGCACAUUGAAUGCCAUAAUGCCAUUAACAAGCCAGCAGUGAAGAUGUGCAUAGAUCCUUCCUUAUCUGUGGCUUUGGGGGAUAAACCACCCCCUCUCUACCUUUGUGAAGAAUGCAGCCAGAGGAUUGCAGGGGAUCACAGUGAAUGGUUGAUUGAUGUUCUUUUACCACAAGCUGAAAUUUCUGCUAUAUGUCAGAAGAAGAACUGCAGCUCGCAUGUUAGGAGGGCUGUUGUCACAUGUUUCUCUGCUGGCUGCUGCGGUCGCCAUGGGAACAGGCCGGUGCGCUACUGCAAACGAUGCCACUCGAACCAUCACAGCAGUGAAGUCGGGGCAACGGCUGAGACUCAUCUGUACCAGACAUCGCCUCCUCCUAUCAAUACUCGCGAGUGUGGGGCUGAGGAGCUCGUUUGUACUGUGGAAGCUGUCAUCAGCUUGCUGAAAGAGGCCGAAUUCCAUGCCGAGCAAAGGGAGUAUGAGCUCAUCCGCAGGAGGCAGCUGGGCCUAUCUUCAUCACAUCAUUCUUUGGACAACACGGACUUCGAUAACAAGGAUGAUGACAAGCAUGACCAGCGCCUUCUGAGCCAGUUUGGGAUCUGGUUCUUGGUAAGCCUCUGCACCCCGAGCGAGAACACGCCCACGGAGAGCCUGGCUCGGCUUGUCAGCAUGGUCUUCCAGUGGUUCCAUUCCACAGCAUACAUGAUGGAUGAUGAAGUUGGAAGCCUAGUGGAGAAACUCAAACCCCAGUUUGUCACCAAAUGGCUGAAGACAGUGUGUGAUGUUCGGUUCGAUGUCAUGGUGAUGUGCCUUCUUCCUAAACCAAUGGAGUUUGCAAGGGUGGGUGGAUACUGGGACAAGUCCUGCAGCACUGUGACUCAGUUAAAGGAAGGCCUGAAUCGGAUCCUGUGCUUGAUUCCGUACAAUGUAAUAAACCAACCUGUGUGGGAUUGUAUUAUGCCGGAGUGGUUGGAAGCCAUCAGGACUGAAGUACCAGACAAUCAACUCAAGGAGUUCAGGGAGGUAUUGAGCAAAAUGUUUGAUAUUGAAUUGUGCCCGCUCCCUUUUUCUAUGGAGGAGAUGUUUGGAUUCAUAAGCUGUCGGUUCACAGGGUAUCCUUCCUCUGUACAAGAACAAGCUUUGCUAUGGCUUCAUGUGUUAUCCGAAUUAGACAUUGUAGUUCCUCUUCAGUUGCUAAUCAGUAUGUUUUCCGAUGGGGUUAAUUCUGUGAAAGAGCUGGCAAAUCAGAGGAAAUCCAGAGUCAGUGAGCUGACCGGCAGUCUUGCGGCUCGAAGGGUGAGCAUCGCCUCUGAUCCAGGACGUAGAGUCCAGCAUAAUACACUGAGUCCAUUCCCAAGCCCAUUUCAGAGUCCAUUUCGCAGUCCCAUGUGCAGCCCCUUCCGUAGCCCUUUCAAGAAUUUUGGACAUCCUGGAGGAGGAGGAGGAGGAGGAGGAGGAGGAGGAGGAGGAGGAGGAGGAAGGAACAUUGACUUUGACUGUGAUGAUGAUGAAAUGAAUUUGAAUUGUUUCAUCCUGAUGUUUGACCUCAUCUUGAAGCAGAUGGAACUACAAGAUGAUGGCAUUACCUUGGGCUUAGAAAACAGCAUCUCCAAAGACAUAAUUUCUAUCAUCAACAACGUGUUCCAGGCCCCCUGGGGUGGCUCUCAUACCUGUCAAAAAGACGAGAAGGUCAUGGAAUGUAACCUGUGUCAGUCUAGUAUCUUGUGCUAUCAGUUGGCUUGCGAGUUAUUGGAGAGACUAGCCCCAAAAGAAGAAAUCAGACUAGUGGAACCUACAGACAACCUGGAGGACAGUCUUCUGUAUUCCAGACCUGAGUUCCUUGUAGGAACGGAAGUGGAAAUGGAGAACAAAUCAGCACCAAAGCAUGGAGAGAACCCAGGAAAUCACACAGAGACUACAGAAAAUACAGCAGCCAUCAAAAAUGACACUGAGAGGAAAUUCUGCUACCAGCAGCUACCAGUGACCCUGAAACUCAUAUAUACAAUAUUGCAGGAGAUGGCACGGUUUGAAGAGCCAGACAUUCUUUUUAACAUGCUGAACUGCUUGAAGAUCCUCUGCCUUCAUGGGGAGUGUUUAUACAUUGCAAAGAAGGACCAUCCACAGUUCUUAGCCUACGUUCAGGAUAAUAUGCUGAUUGCCAGCUUAUGGAGAGUUGUAAAAUCAGAGUUUUCCCAGCUUUCUUCACUGGCGGUGCCUCUCCUUCUCCAUGCUCUGUCGCUUCCACAUGGAGCUGAUAUUUUCUGGACAAUCAUCAAUGGCAACUUCAACAGCAAAGACUGGAAGAUUAGGUUUGAAGCAGUGGAAAAAGUAGCGGUGUUGUGCCGGUUUCUGGAUAUUCACUCAGUGACCAAGAACCACUUGCUGAAAUAUUCCUUGGCACAUGCCUUUUGCUGUUUUCUGACUGCUGUGGAGGAUGUCAACCCCGCUGUGGCCACCAGAGCAGGGCUUCUACUAGAUACCAUAAAAAGGCCAGCUUUGCAGGGUCUGUGCCUUUGCCUUGAUUUCCAGUUUGACACAGUUGUCAAGGACAGGCCCACAAUUCUUAGCAAGCUUCUGUUGCUUCAUUUUCUCAAGCAAGAUAUUCCGGCUCUGAGCUGGGAAUUCUUUGUGAAUCGGUUUGAGACUCUCUCUCUUGAGGCACAGCUUCAUCUGGAUUGCAACAAGGAAUUCCCCUUCCCAACGACAAUCACAGCUGUGCGGACGAAUGUUGCUAACUUAAGCGAUACGGCAAUGUGGAAGAUCAAGAGGGCCCGGUUUGCCCGGAAUCGACAGAAGAGUGUGCGUUCUUUGAGGGACAGUGUGAAGGGUCCGGUGGAGUCCAAGAGGGCACUUUCUCUUCCAGAAACCUUGACGUCCAAAAUCCCUGCAAGGCUGAUCAGACAUGAACAGUCUGCUCCAGCGCUUGGUGGGACACCAGAACAAACGCAAGGGCAACCUUCUCCGGAGAAUGAUAACACCAUAAAGGACCUUCUUCCAGAAGAUGCUGGUAUUGACCAUCAGACUGUCCACCAGCUCAUUACUGUGCUAAUGAAGUUUAUGGCAAAGGAUGAGAGUAGCGCAGAGUCAGACAUCAGCAGUGCUAAAGCCUUCAAUACCGUCAAGCGCCACCUGUACGUCUUGCUGGGUUACGAUCAACAGGAAGGAUGCUUCAUGAUUGCACCUCAAAAAAUGCGCAUUUCAACAUGUUUUAAUGCUUUUAUCGCAGGGAUUGCCCAAGUGAUGGACUAUAAUAUUAACCUGGGAAAACACCUCCUCCCUUUAGUGGCUCAGGUGCUGAAAUACUGCACAUGCCCUCAGCUCAGGCAUUACUUCCAGCAGCCUCCCCGCUGUUCCCUCUGGUCCCUUAAGCCUCAUAUUCGGCAAAUGUGGCUGAAGGCAUUGCUUGUCAUCCUGUAUAAGUAUCCUUACAGAGACUGUGACAUCAGCAAAGUCAUGUUGCAUCUCAUCCAUAUAACAGUCAACACACUAAAUGCACAGUAUCACAGCUGCAAGCCUCAUGCCUCAGCAGGCCCUUUGUACAGUGACAACAGCAACAUAAGCAGAUACAGUGAGAAGGAAAAAGCAGAGGAAGACAGCGUCUUUGAUGAAUCUGACAUUCAUGAUACACCCACUGGAACAGGCAACAAAGAGUCACAAACUUUUUUUGCCAGGCUGAAAAGAAUUGGGGGCAGCAAAAUGGUGAAAUACCAGCCAGUUGAGAUGAAUGCUCAGAGAAGUGAUAUAGAACUGGCUGAAUAUAGAGAAACUGGCGUGUUGCAAGACAGCAUUCUGCACUGCGUGAGAGAAGAAAGCAUUCAGAAAAAGAAACUGCGCUCUCUAAAACAAAAAUCUCUUGACAUAGGAAAUGCAGACUCCCUGUUGUUUACAUUAGAUGAGCACCGCCGGAAGUCAUGCAUAGACCACUGUGACUUGGAGAAGCCCCCUGUCAGUUCUGCGUACACCACACUGAGGCAGAACGAUUACGGACGACCUCGACAGAAUUCCUCCACCAAGGAGGAAGAGGAAGAUGAGGGGGAGAAGGAGAACCCUCCUGCUGUCCCAGAGAAAACCCAAGCCAGGCGGAGACCUAUCAUCCCAGAAGUCAGGUUAAACUGCAUGGAGCCGUAUGAAGUGAAAGUGGAUUCCCCAGCUAAAUCCUUUCCUCCCAAGGAGGACUUAGAUCUUAUAGACCUUUCCUCUGAUUCGACAUCAGGGCCUGAAAAGCAAUCGGUUGUUUCCAAUUCAGACAGUGACUCCUUGGUUUUUGAGCCCCUCCCUCCUCUCAGAAUAGUGGAAAGUGAUGAGGAAGAAGAAGAUGUCAUGAGCCAGCUGAAUGAUGGUGUCCCCAGCAAGAUAGCUGCCUCCUCUCCAUCGAGUCCCACCAGUGUCUCUGUGCUCAGUCUCAGCAUAACCCCCCUGGUGCAGUUCAGCAUUGAAGACUUCUCCAAAGAUGUCACCCUUUCCGCAGCUAGCACUGUUGUGUCAUUUGCUCAAGAGGAAACCCUGUCUGCUGUCCUUGAAGGUCCCAAAGAUGUUGCUGAGUUAGCUAAGCCAGAACAAGUUCAAGAGGCACCCAUUGGCAGUCCCCUGACGCUCAAGCAAAAACGUGAUCUGCUGCAAAAGUCCUUUGCUCUUCCAGAGAUGUCCAUUGAUGACAACUCUGAGUUAUGCAUAGAGGAAAUUAAGCCUAUAGGCCCUUUUCCCAGUUCGAGUGGGAAAACGGUCUUCAUUAAGGUCCCCGAGGACUCUGAGAACCAAACGGAAAGUGAUAAGCUGGAUGCUGGUGCAGAAUCUGAUACAGAACAGAAGCAGGAGGAAGAAGCUGAAGAAUCGGAAUUUAAGAUCCAAAUUGUUCCGAGGCAGAGGAAACAGAGAAAGAUUGCUGUGAGUGCCAUUCAGAGGGAAUACCUUGACAUCUCCUUCAACAUCUUAGACAAGCUGGGGGAGCAGAAAGAGGCAGAUGCUUCAGCUAAAGUACUUUCAACCCUGGAAAUGCCGAGGGAAUCGUCUUCUGCUCCGACACUCGAAGCAGGUGUACCAGAGACAAGUAGCCACUCUUCCAUAUCAACUCAGUUCCGACAGAUGAAAAGGGGUUCCCUGGGAGCACUGACUAUGAACCAGCUCAUGAAGAGGCAGCUGGAACACCAGUCUAGCGCUCCCCAUAAUAUCAGCACGUGGGACACUGAACAGAUACAGCAUGGGAAGAGGCCGUGCAAUGUCUCAGUUUGCCUAAACCCUGACCUGGAGGGACCACCACUAAGAAUAAGAGGUGCCACAAAGUCCAGCCUGCUAUCCGCGCCUAGUAUUGUUAGCAUGUUUGUACCAGCACCAGAAGAUUUUAUUGAUGACCAGCCUACUAUGAUGACUGACAAGUGCCAUGAUUGUGGAGCCAUCCUGGAAGAGUAUGAUGAAGAAACAUUAGGUCUGGCCAUAGUGGUUCUCUCUACAUUCAUCCACCUCAGCCCAGAUCUGGCUGCUCCUUUGUUGCUGGAUAUCAUGCAGUCUGUAGGAAGAUUGGCUUCAAGCACCAAUCAAGCAGAAAGCAUGAUGAUCCCAGGGAAUGCUGCAGGCGUGGCGAAGCAGUUCCUCCGUUGCGUUUUCCAUCAGCUGGCUCCCAAUGGUAUAUUUCCCCAGCUGUUCCAGAGCAACAUCAAAGAUGGAGGUUUUUUACGGACCUUGGCCACAUCUCUUAUGGAUUUCAGUGAACUGAGUUCCAUAGCUGCCUUGAGCCAGCUCCUAGAGGGCUUAAACACCAAAAAGAAUUUGCCGGCAGGGGGCGCAAUGUUACGUUGCUUGGAAAACAUUGCGACUUUUAUGGAAGCUUUGCCGAUGGAUUCCCCAAGCAACCUCUGGACUACCAUCAGCAACCAGUUCCAGACUUUCUUUACGAAACUGCCUUGUGUUUUGCCACUUAAGUGUUCCUUAGAUUCCAGCUUAAGGAUAAUGAUCUGCUUGCUGAAGAUACCCACCAGCAGUGCUGCCAGGAGUCUGCUGGAGCCAUUUUCAAAAUUGCUGAGUUUUGUCAUUCAGAAUGCCGUCUUCACCUUGGCAUACUUAGUUGAACUGUGUGGUUUAUGUCACAGAGCUUUCACAAAGGAAAGGGAUAAAUUCUACUUAUCCCGCAGUGUCAUCUUAGAGUUACUGCAGGCUCUGAAGUUAAAGUCGCCCUUGCCAGAUACAAACCUGCUGCUCUUGGUCCAGUUUGUUUGUGCAGAUGCUGGAACAAAACUAGCUGAAUCAAUGAUCUUGCACAAGCAGAUGAUUGCUUCGAUCCCCGGAUGUGGAACUGCAGCAAUGGAAUGCAUGCGGCAGUAUAUCGGGGAAGUUUUGGAUUUCAUUGCUGAUAUGCAUACUUUGACUAAAUUAAAGAGUCAUAUGAAAACAUGUUCCCAGCCACUGCACGAGGACACCUUUGGUGGGCAUCUCAAGGUUGGCUUAGCUCAGAUUGCUGCGAUGGAAAUCUCACGUGGCAACCACAGGGAUAACAAAGCGGUGGUUCGUUACUUGCCUUGGCUAUAUCAUCCACCAUCUGCAAUGCAACAGGGGCCCAAAGAAUUCAUCGAAUGCGUCUCUCAUAUCCGAUUGCUCUCCUGGCUCUUGUUGGGGUCGCUCACACAUAACGUUGUCUGUCCAAAUUCCCCUUCGGCGUGUAUGCCCAUUCCGCUGGACGCAGGUUCUCAUGUUGCCGAUCACCUCAUUGUGAUCCUGAUUGGGUUUCCAGAGCAGUCCAAGACAUCUGUCUUGCACAUGUGUUCCCUCUUCCAUGCCUUUAUAUUUGCCCAGCUGUGGACAGUAUAUUGCGAGCAAGCGGCAGUCGCUCCCACGGUCCAGAACCAGAAUGAGUUUAGCUUCACAGCCAUCCUCACAGCUCUGGAAUUUUGGAGCCGCGUGACCCCGAGCAUCCUCCAGCUGAUGGCACAUAACAAGGUGAUGGUUGAAAUGGUGUGCCUCCAUGUGAUCAGCUUAAUGGAAGCUUUGCAGGAAUGUAAUUCAACUAUUUUUGUCAAGCUCAUCCCGAUGUGGCUGCCAAUGAUUCAAUCCAAUCUAAAGCAUUUAUCUGCUGGACUCCAGCUCCGCCUGCAAGCUAUUCAGAACAAUGUGAACCACCAUAGCCUUAGGAUGUUACAGGGAUCAGUUCAGAUGAACACCAACUCUUCUGUCCUCCGCAAAUGGCUGCAGUGUACCCAGUUUAAAAUGGCUCAAGUGGAAAUCCAGUCCUCAGAAGCAGCGUCUCAGUUUUAUCCUUUAUGAACAGGGUGGAGUGUUCCAAAAACUUCAGUUUAGUCUAGCAAUAAUAGGGCUAAAGCUAUAAGACUAAAGGCCAUCCUUAAAAAGUAUAUAACAGUACUGUAGCUACACUUUUUUGUCUUGUGGAUGUACAGAAAUAGGUGAAAUGGCUAAAAAUAGUGUCCUGAGAGUGGCCCACCCACAACCACAAGUGUGUUUUUGUUCACGUGAAUAAUGGCCCAUAAAAUUUAUGGGGCUGCUUUCUGAUUUAUUUAUUUUUGUGUGUGCUAAAUUAGGCCUGAGCCAAUAUGCAUUGCAAGAUGUUUAAAUACGUAUGUUUCAAAAUGUUUCCCUUUCUUUUUUUUUAAAAAAAGGAAAAAGACUCUUCCCCCCCCUCUUGCGUUUGUUCACAGAUACCUUUGAGUGUUCUUCUGUGUUGCUACUUUUUUUACACGAACAAAAUAAGCAGGGUUUUUAGGAACCUUCUCAGAACUUUUUGUUGUUGCUGCUAUCUUGGAACUCAAACUCAGAAAUGCAAUAAAUCUCAUCACUAUAAAAUAGUGAUCCUGUAAUGAAGAUUUUUGCAGGGUUCUCCCCCCUCCCUUUCCUUUCCUGGUUGAUAGCAAGAAUUUGGAAGCAUGGCCAGUUCCAGUGUCUGGGCUGGACAGGCCUUGGUCCAGGGCCCCCAGCUUCAAGAGGGGCCACUUAGG